Messenger RNA from Harpia harpyja (harpy eagle), 7295 nucleotides. It is a transcript of the gene EPB41L4B, whose product is annotated as erythrocyte membrane protein band 4.1 like 4B. Gene Ontology annotation, molecular function: cytoskeletal protein binding. The transcript is spliced from 25 exons. Gene Ontology annotation, cellular component: cytoskeleton. NCBI's taxonomy places the organism in Eukaryota, Metazoa, Chordata, Aves, Accipitriformes, Accipitridae. Bases 28 to 2535 code for a protein of 835 amino acids. The record is from RefSeq and is a predicted model, not a curated record.
GUGAGCGGCCGGGCAGGGCGCCCCAGGAUGCUGCGGUUCCUGCGCAGGACCUUUGGCCGGCGGUCGAUGCAGCGCUACGGGCGAGGAGCCGGGCGAGGUGGGCUCGGCGGUGAGGGGGACGAGCGGGACGGGGGGCUGCGAGGAGCCGCCGCCGCCGCCGCCGCGGGAGGCUUCCCCUCCUCGCCGCACCCCGGAGGGGUCGUGCACGGCGCCGGAGCGCCCGUCCACAUCCCGGCGGCCGGCGGCAGUAAGCCGGUGCUGCAGUGCCGCGUCCUCCUCCUAGACGGGACCGAAGUCAGCGUGGAGCUGCCGAAAAAUGCAAAGGGCCAGGAGUUGUUUGACCAGAUUGUAUAUCAUUUGGACCUUGUGGAAACUGAUUACUUUGGCCUACAAUUCAUGGAUGCUUCCCAGGUUACACACUGGUUGGACCAUUCAAAAUUCAUUAAGAAGCAAAUAAAAAUUGGACCUCCGUACACGUUGCAUUUUCGAAUUAAGUACUAUUCAUCGGAACCGAACAACCUUCAUGAGGAGUUUACAAGGUACCUGUUUGUAUUACAGCUCCGGCAAGACAUUCUUUCAGGGAAACUGAAAUGCCCGUAUGAAACUGCUGUUGAACUAGCAGCUCUGUGUCUUCAAGCUGAGCUGGGAGAGUGUGAGCACCCCGAGCACACACCAGAACUCGUGUCUGAAUUCAGGUUUGCACCAAACCAGACUGAAACAAUGGAAUUUGACAUUUUUCAGAAGUGGAAAGAGUGCAGGGGAAAGAGCCCGGCGCAGGCUGAAUUGUGCUACUUGAACAAAGCUAAAUGGCUAGAAAUGUAUGGUGUAGAUAUGCAUGUAGUUAAGGGAAGAGAUGGUUGUGAAUAUGCUCUUGGACUGACACCAACGGGCAUAUUGAUCUUUGAAGGAGCCAACAAAAUAGGCUUAUUCUUUUGGCCUAAAAUCACAAAAAUGGACUUUAAAAAGAGCAAACUAACGCUUGUGGUUGUGGAAGAUGAUGAACAGGGCAGAGAGCAAGAGCACACAUUUGUUUUCCGGUUAGACAGUGCCAAAACGUGCAAACAUUUGUGGAAGUGUGCAGUGGAGCACCAUGCUUUCUUCAGAUUGCGAGCCCCAGCAAAUAGUAAAUCUAGUAGAUCCGACUUCAUAAGGCUGGGAUCACGCUUCAGAUUCAGUGGGCGGACAGAGUAUCAAGCAACACAUGGGACAAGAUUACGCAGGACUAGUACAUUUGAAAGAAGGCCCAGCAAGCGAUAUCCUUCUCGAAGGCAUUCAACUUUUAAGGCAAACAAUCCUGUGAAAGCAGCACAGCUGUGUGCUAAAAAUACUCCUGAAGUCCAUAACUACCAGCCACAGUAUCAUCCAAAUAUACAUCCUGCUCAGCCACACUGGCAUCCACAUACACCUGUGAAUGUGAGCUAUCCCUUGAACAACAGCGAUCUGCAUCAGUUCAACAUUGAGGAGAAUGGUGGAGCACCAUAUACCACAAAAAUGCCCGCAAGGCACCACCACCACCACCGUCACCACCACCACCACGCGAAUUUUGGUGCCCUUGCUCCGGACAGCAAAGACAUUGUUUCUGGAGUUCCAAACCCAAACAAACUGAGCUCAGGACUUCCCCUUCUUUAUGAUGAAACUUCUCAUCUGAAGAAAAUAGAAACGGAGAGUGUGAAGGUGGUUGGACCGUGGCCAGCCCUGCACGUCAGCAUGAACAAGGUUGAAGACAAGAAAGUAUCUGAAAAGACUCUUCAUGCCCCUGUGUCACCUUCAUCUGUACCUGACCAUAUGAAGUGCAAUAUCCUUAAAGCUCAAGUGGAAGCUGCUUUUAGAGUAGGCGCCCAGGCUGUGAAAGAAGAGACCUCUUUUGUAAAUCCCAGUAAGACCUCCAGCCUGCAGGACCCUAAUGUAAGAAGUCCAGCUCCAGUGCGACCUGAAACUACGCCGUCAACUGGCCCUACAGAAAAGCAAGAGAUUAAAGUUUCUCGUGUGAGGAAGUUAACGAGGCAGUACAGUUUUGAUGAAGAUGACCUUCCUCCAGCACUGGCAGCAGCAGCAGCGGCAUCAACACCUGUGUCUUCAGCAUCUCCCGGCUCACAGAAAACGUGCACACCACAGACGUCAGAAGGACAAACACAGGUUUCACCUGGUGGCAAGAGUUCUACAGAUGCUGGAAGUACAUUUGCUUUGGAGCCAGGUGACCUCCUGAUGGAUUUCACAGAGGCCACACCUAUGAUAAAGACAUUCCCUGCUGAUACAUCUAAUCCUUUUUUCGAUCCUUUUACAACAGUACCACAGUUUUCUGCAGAAUUUACAGACAGCAAAUUACAAUGCUGUGCGGUGCAGUCAUCUCCUAAGAUAACGCUGGUAACUCCAUCGCCCGUACUGAGAUCUUUGGCAGAGACUAUACCAACUCCAACGGUCCAGACAAUAUAUACGUCGCAUAAACCGAUUUCGCUGGCAGACAGCGCUGAGACUCUGAGGCGUGAACUUGAGAGAGAGAAAAUGAUGAAAAGACUCUUGAUGACAGAAUUAUGAAAUUCGCACUUCCGUCAGAUGGAGAAUGGAUUGGGGCCUUUCAUGUGCCUUCUGUCUGUUUACAUUCCUCUGCUUCUGUGUACUCAACAUAAUGCAUCGGGAAAAUGUGUGAUAUUCCUGGCUCGCCUGGAUUCACCACGGUUGGUUAAAAUUAGGUCUCGGCUAGACUUUAACUUGAAGGAGUUCCUUUAUUCGUUUGCUGCUGGGAAAUAAACCUUCAGUUCUUUAUCUCUCCUGAGAUUUUAUACUAUUAACACAAUUAAUUUCAGGUUUGGUUUUGGUAAAUCUAGGGCAAAAAGGAUCAGCAAGGAGCAUACUGAUUUCUAUUGGGAAACACUGUUCUGUACAUAUGUUAAUAAGUGCACAGAAAUUAAUGUUAUGCAGAAUAUUUUGAUAGUAACAUAGAAAAUAUGUCAUUUUGUACAACUGAAAAUUGCAAUGAGCUACUGCUAUUUGUUAAAGAACCAUUUUUAAAGCAGAAGAAUGAUUAUUACAUCCUAACCCCAGGACUGUUAGUCUCCACAGAAAAAUAAACAGCUGUCUUAUUAAAUUCCUAACCUUAACCUUCACUUCAGAGACAUAAAUAGCUGCAAGGGGGAAAGACAGCCCACCAUACAGGUAUACGCACCCAACGCUCCCUAUGGUUUGUCAUCUUGACCUAAACUUUCAACUAAAUCUUACCGUAUUUCCAUUAAUGGAAAAAAAAAAAAAUCAGUUGUUUAAAGUAAUUUGCUACUGACUUUCUAGCUUGAUACUGACUUUUUUUAACGAAGUGAGAAGUUUCACCUUCUCCGGGUUGCCUAGGCAUUAGCGCUCGCCCACACUCAGACGGCUCCUGCCCCGGCACUGCAGGUUGCAGAGCCUCAGCGGUGUGGACAUAGCUCGCGCAGGGAGGAUUUUUUUCCUUCCUGGCUAGAUAAACCACCUUCCUGACUGACGUGAAUCGAUCGAUCACUUUAAAGAAUAAUAACAAUGAUAGUUUAUGACAUAGCUGUGUCUAUGCCCGUUUUUUUCACUCUACUAAUCAGCACGUGUGUACCGGCAAACCUGGGGGGGGUACGCCUGGCUGUACGUCCCCUUCACCUCCAGCACGCAAGCGGGUUCUUACCUUCAGUGGAGCUAUCUCGGGCAUCAGGUGGGGUGGGUAGUCCAGUGCUAGCAGAACCGCAGCCCCAGGGAGGGUGUUUAUGGUAUACAGGUAAUGCCACCAACUGUUUCCUAGGACAAAAAAACAGAAGAAAGAAGUUCUCCAUUUCCCCCCGUUCAGUAGUUGCAGGGUCAUCCAGAAAGCUACCAACAACUGUCAGCUACAAGGUACUCUUCCGACAGGAAAGUUUUGUGCGUUUUGUAUGGCUGAAGAUGUGUAUUUUUCUGUUACUCUGUACGCUAUGUUCUCUUGUUUGUAUUAAGAUAAAAGAUUGCCCUUAAUUUGAUACUGAUUACGAUGGCUUUAUCUCAGCUUAAGCAGUUUGUUUGUGUGGAGGCUGGGAAAGUGAUUGCUGUGAGACUGAGUUUCCUUCAGAGUCAGCUUGUGCUCUUUUUUCCGAAAGGAGAAUUCUUGAGAGCAUCGUAGGACUGUGGAUUGCAACGUGGAGGUAUAGAAUGACUUGUCUCUUUUAUAUUUACUGGGACAAGAAAUUAGCAUUAGGCUCCCCAGUUAAAUCCACCAACCCCAAACCUUUCUGGUUGCCAUGAAACGGGGCAAAAUAAACAGCACAAGCGUUAGGUAGAAACUCGCAAUACAAAAUGUAACGAAGUAGCUCAACAUGAGCAAUGGGCACAAGGAGCCAUAGAAACACACCUGGACUGCAGAUUUCGGAGCGCUCAGGUGACUUUGCUGGGUAAUCGGAUAGGACUUGUACGCUGUCCACCUUCUAGUUACAGUGCCAGGACACUUCUGUUCCUUAUGUCUUAAUAUACCGCUCCAUCAACCCAAGGUUAUUAAAAAUGGAUUAGGAACAGUAAAUCCCUGUGAAGAAAUCAGAAAGGAGGGGAAAACGCAACAGACGCAAAAGGCUGCAUCUCCCGUGUCCUGUUACUCGCCACUUCCCAGACGGUACUGGGAGAGGGAGAAGCAGCAGCGCAUUUUGUCUGUGCCCAAGUAAAAGGGAGCAUUGUGAAGAACAAAUAAAAGAAAAUUGUAAUCAGAGGUGCUGUUUUGGGAGAGGAAAGCAAAGUAAGAUUGAGAAUAGCACAGCGCUGACUAGCUGAAUCUGGUCUUCUGCCUGCUGUUAAGCAAGCCCCAGUUUUGUGUAAAAUGGCAGCAGUUUCACAAGGUUAUUGUCAAGGAAAAACAGCAAAACCAGAUCUGAACGCACGCUUCGGUCGUACUGAUUGCCGUGGAGUGGACUUUAGGAACCCCGCGAUACGCCUUCAGGUUUGGGGGCAAACAGAUCCAAUUACCUGCAUUAGGGCAGUCUGGUCACAGAAGGAAAAGCCUUUAGCAAAACUGAAUGCCUGACUCAGACCAGCCCCACCAGAUGUUCUGGCUCGUAAACCAGCUAUUAGUUUAUUAUUUUAAAUGCAAUGUUUUGCUCCCAUUGUAUAACAAUUCUUCAGCUGAAAUAGCCAGAACUGGAAAACAAGAAACGUGAACCGAGAUUACUUUACAGUGGCCAAGUCUUUAUAGCUGAGAAACAGCAGAGACUCCUUCCCUCCUUGGUUCCCACCAGGAGAAUAGGGAAAGGCUCGCCUGGCCGCUUAGUUCCCGUGGGCUGUUUUCCACAGAACAACCCUAAGUACGUUGCCUUGUCUUGUUUUAGUGUCUUAUCCACUGGCUGCCACUGUUUCCUAUUCUGCAGUCUAAUGGAGCUUUAUUAAAACUGUUUUACUGAUAUCAAACUAAACUUUUAACUGCGGAACGUCAUCACCUUGUUCUUUCUUACUACGUACAUCCUUCAGCCACGCUUAAGCGUCUCACUUUUCACAUCCUCUGAAUAAACCCUCCUGCCUCACCUCUGGUUGGGAAUUACAGUGUUAGGACACCUGUUAGCCAAAACUGUUGUAAACAAGACAACGUCAACAUGAACAUACGCUGAGGGGCAAAUACUCUGGAUUUGCCCCUCGACUUUAACUUUACAGGUGUUAAAGGAUACUCUGCCUGAGGGUAUGUCUAUAUAAUAGUGCAGAAGUAUCUGAGCUAGCUUUAAUGAGCUUGCCUAUGUAGUUGUGGCAGCAUGAAGCCCAGCACAGGCUAUCAUUAUCAUGUACAUUGACGUGUGUAAAGAUAACGCAUUUGAACAGCAGCCUUCUGAAGCAUGGUCUCCAGAGUCGGUGACAGGAAAGGGUGGCUGAAAGGAGUUCGUCUCUUCAGCUCUCCUGGGAAAGGCUUCAUCUCACCUAACGUUAAUACGCCCAACUCUCCGCUGACAAGAGAUCAAAGGAACUGCCUUCCGGAGGUGUCUCUGACUUAAACGUCUACCUUUACGUUGCUUAAAGUUAAGUGAGAUGAAUCCGGCUCUCCGUCCCUCUGGUUAGGUCUACAUUGCAAACCCUUGCCGACACGGCUACAUCAUCCAGGGGUACUCUGAGGUAUGAUUUGUGAUCGACGUAGCUCUGCCAGCGAAAGCCUUGCGUGUUCGGUGUAAAUACACUACCAGAAACACCCUGUUGUCAGAACAGCUUUUAUCCCUUUACAGGGAGAACAGAGCCCUGGGGUAACUUAAAGAGGCAUCGUUAUAGUUGUGCCCGGUCUGGGAAUAGCUUGUUGAUGAAACCUGCUGUAGCCACGCUGGCAAAGCCUACCAGGGGUGGCCCUGGCUUUUAACAGUGCCCCGAGCGAUGCUCCGACCCGGUCAGCAGAUCCCAGCUUUCCAGCGUGAAGUCUCUAAGCAGCAGAAUGCAAUGUUGUCAUGUUUGGGUGAUUCCAGCAAAAUUUAUUGGCCAUUUCAAUAGCUAUGCAAGGAGUUAAAUAUUUUCUCAUAUUGCAGUCUCUUAUGGAAGCCAGUCAAUUGUGCUUUGUUUUUGUGUGGUUCAGCUUUUUUCACUAUUUUGUUUUAAAAGGAAUAACCGGGUUUUCUUUAGAAGCGUUGUUUGAGAUCCCACAUCUCUGUCAGAUCCCACAGUGUGUGCAGAUUUUUCACAUUUCAGACAUACUUAGACCCUGAAAGUGCAAUGUUUGAAAAUAAACUCCUCCAAAGUUUCAGUUCGUGGCUUCACAACUCUCUUGCGACAGGAUGCCUACGUGCCCAUUUGAAACAGAGCUGGCAAUGCAGUGAAAUGUUUCAUUGGAGGCAGCGCCAUGUUUCGUUUGAACUGUUUACAAAUAUCCUUUGUUUUUCUUUCUUUUUUUUUUUUCUGAAUACAUUUCUGGUUCAUUGGCUACAAAAACCUACUCGUAAUUAUGCAAUGGAAUAUUGUUUCUUUCUUUUUUUCUUUUUUUUUUUUUUAAAUGUCCUGAUAUUCAAGGAGUUUGCAAUAAAUAUACUGAGGCUGAUCCGUAAUUGCAUGUAAGAUCAGCUUCACAACUGUGUUUUGUAAAGUUAAGUGCCGUAAAAGAACCUGUAGAUGAUGUGGAGAAGGAGGGAAGGGAGAGAGCAAGUGGAGGAGAAGGCUUCUUUGGCAGCUGCAGCUUUGACUGGUGGGUAGCAGCUUUAAAGUAAGAUUGCUCACACCAUUUUGUUUCAUCUGAGUAGCAGCGUGUAUCAUCAGACAAUGUAUGAUGGCAUUUUGUUGAAAACAUGCCUAGAGAGAAACUUUUACGGCUCAGCUGUUUACCUGUUCCUGUAUUCAUGCCUGCAAUAAAUGAGAUGAAAAAUAAA